Lagopus leucura (white-tailed ptarmigan) is the source of this 6171-nucleotide messenger RNA. It is a transcript of the gene AFF1, whose product is annotated as AF4/FMR2 family member 1. Gene Ontology annotation, cellular component: super elongation complex; nucleus. NCBI's taxonomy places the organism in Eukaryota, Metazoa, Chordata, Aves, Galliformes, Phasianidae. Bases 82 to 3702 code for a protein of 1206 amino acids. The record is from RefSeq and is a predicted model, not a curated record. The transcript is spliced from 21 exons. Gene Ontology annotation, biological process: regulation of gene expression.
AGGCGCUGCGGGGCGUAGCGCGGCCGUGGGGCUGCGGGAGGGCCCCAUGGAGGCGGCGGGGCCGGCGGCGUGAGCUUCGCCAUGGCCGCGCAGUCCAGCUUGUACAAUGAGGACAGAAACUUGCUGCGUAUACAGGAGAGACAGAGGCGGAAUCAGGAGGCUCUGCAGGAGCAAGACAAGUUCCCUGAGAACACCCCACUCUUUCCUGAGCCGUACAAGACUAAUAAAGAAGAUGAGUUGUCAAGCCGUAUUCAGAAUAUGCUGGGCAAUUAUGAUGACUUGCAGGACCUUAUUAAUGACAGGUGCCAUCAGAAUCUCAUAGGGAUACCAGAGUGCGACGUUCCUCAGAUCCCACAGAGAAAGCCCAAUCGCCCAUCCUUCCCUGAAAAGACCAGCCGUACAUUAUCAUCUUCAUUCCACCAUGCAAGCCACUAUCCACACAUGGGACCUCCGGUCAUUGCUCCUCCCCGCCCAGGCCACUACGCUCCCCACCAAAAGGCACAACCAGGAACAGGACCAGCUCCAGGCUGGCAUGCCAAGAGUCACAGCUCGUCCAGCAGCUGGAGCCAAGGUCAGGAACACAAGCGUGGCAGGCUGGACAGUCAUGCCAGUUCUCACCACAACAGAACUGACAGGCAUUCUGGUGGUGGAGGUCGUGCUUCUGAACCUCAGGCCACUCUUUUGGAGCUUUCCCCGUUGCUGCCAUCUUUGUCUUCUCCAGUGGCACCCCUGUCACCUCUACAUUCCAUCCAGCACACUAAUUCCAAGUCACAGAACAGCAGCAAAGGUCAUGGGCCAGCCUACACUCAAUCACCUCAGGGCCGAGCGGUGGGCUCACGGGAGAAUAAAAGUCAGGACAACUCAGCCGUUAUCUUGGCUGGCACCACUCAGCCUUCCUCUCAACCCUUUCCCCCACCUUUGCCAUCAAAAACCAGUGCAAUGCAGCAGAAACCAACUGCCUAUGUCAGACCAAUGGAUGGCCAAGAGCAGGCUCCGGUGGAGUCACCUGAUCUCAAGCCUCUGCUGGAGGAAUACCACGGUGAACCAUAUGAAAACAUCUCAGAUUUGAAGGCAAACACCAAGGUCAAGUUAUCCAAAUUGAACAUCUCUUCUGAGCCCAUUGAGCAAACUUUGCCCAGUGAUAGCCAGUGCGUUGAAGAAAUUUUGAAGGAAAUGACACACUCAUGGCCACCUCUCUUGACAGCUAUUCACACGCCAAGUGCUGCGGAGCCCUCCAAAUUCCCCUUUCCAACAAAGGAAUCGCAGCAUAUCACAUCUGUAGCACAGAAUCACAAGCAGUAUGACGCACCUUCCAAAACGUUGCCUAGUUCUCAUCCAACAAUAUCAGUGCUCCAGGAGGACCUGCAGCUCAGUGAUAGUGAAGAGAGUGGUGACGACCAAGUUGUUGAACAGCCACCUUCUUCACUUGAUCCUCCAAGUGCCCUGCAGUCCCAGCCCGAGAGCGUGGCAUCAGCACAUUCCAACAGCACAGAGUCAGGGAGCAGCAGUGACUCAGACAGCUCUUCAGACUCUUCAGAGACAGAGAGCAGCUCAAGUGACAGUGAAGCCAACGACCCUCCAAAGGUGUCAGCUCCUGAGCCUGACCCACCAACUUCCAAUAAGUGGCAGCUUGACAACUGGCUCACCAAAGUGAACCCACCAGCAGUGCCAACAGAAAGUCCCAGUGACACUGCCCACACAGAUGACCACGAGGAGGAAAAGGAGCAGCCUGUCAGCAACGGUUCCUCCUGUGAGCGUGCUGCACCAAAGGAACCUCAUGACAGGAGCUUCAUCCGAGCAGCCCAGGCUCCUCAGGAUGCUCAUCUUCCAACCAAACUUGGUUGCCAGAAGUCUCCUGUGCGUACUGAGGAGCCCUCACAGAGACAGACUGUGGGGAUCAAAAGGCCCAGCAAGCCCCCAGUGCACGAGGAGCCCAAGGGAGGCCUGAAGGUGGAGAGCGAGCCUGCUCCUUAUGAGAUCGGAGAGCAGUCUUCCAGAGACAAGCCAAAACCCAAAACAAAAAGCAGACCCAAAUCCUGUGACCAAAAAGAACUGAAACCCCGGCUGCAGGAGGCUCCUAAAGAGAAGAAGCACAAGAGCUCCCACCAUGCCGAUGCCAAAGCCCUGCUGGACCACAGACCCAUGAGAGAUGUCCUGGUAGGCAGUGCCCAGGAGCAUCCCACUCUCAAACACCUCGCUGAGGGCCAGGGCGCAGCUCCCACCAGGACUAGUGGCCACAGGUCUGCUGCUGAGGUCAAGGAGGGUUUUCACAAGGGGAAGCUUCCUGUGCCCACCAAGGAGAAGAAGUUGCUGCCACCGGUGAGGGACGUGCCUGGCAAUCCCAGCCUGCUGGUUAGAAUUGAUCUCCCACUCCUGUCAAGAAUUCCCCAGCCUCCUGAGAAGGGGAACCAAAAGAAGAGAACAGAGGUGAAGGAGCACACUGGCAGCAAGGGGCAGGACUUGGAGAAGAAAAGUGCAGACACUCCUGACAGGUCCUUCAAAAAGAGGAAGAGAGAAAAGGAGAAGGACAUCGAUAGGAAGAAAAGGAAGUUGGACAAAGAAGCAAAAUCACUGCAGUCUUCACCUAACAAAGACUCCUGUAAAUUGAAAGCAUGGAACACUUCGUCUGAGACCCAGAACAAAGAUCUCAGGCAACCCCUGCCACUGCUGCCUGCGUCUCCUCUGCAUCCUGCACAAAAGCCAACCAAGAAGGCCCAUAAAAGACCCAGGAGUGAGAACAGCCAGCCGCCUGCCACUGCCAGCAGCACUGCCCUGGACACAGGCAACCACAAAGAUCCUUCUUCCUCCAAGCAGAAGAAGAUGGUGGAAAACCACUCUGAGCAGGUGAAGGGUAACAAAGGAUCUGCAGGGGAUGUUACAAAUUCUUUACCAGUGCCUUCUGUGCCAAAUGGUACCUCCAAACCGAGGAGACCUCAAAUCAAGUUUGAAAGACAGCAUUUGACAGAAUAUUACCUGGAAGAGGCCAAGAAGAUGAAGCAUGAGGCUGAUGCCAUGAUGGACAAGACUGGAAAGGCCUUUCAGUACCUUGAUGCUGCCCUUUCCUUUGUUGAAUACGGGAUGGCCCUGGAAUCGAAUGCAGAAGCACCAAAACCUGCUUACAGCAUCUUUGCUGACACAAUAGAUCUCCUCAAAUACGUAAUGACACUAAAACCCUUUACGGAUGUCUCGGCAUCUUCACAUGAACAUGUCUUUGCUGUGCUAUGCAUGCGCUGCCAGUCCCUCCUGCACAUGGCAAUGUUUCGUUACAAAAGAGACACUGCAAUAAAGUAUUCCAGGAUCCUGAACGACCACUUCAAGAGUUCUUCCAGAAUAACACAGGCACCUUCUCCGUGUGUUGCAAGAAGCACAGGCAUGCCUUCUCCUCAUUCUCCAGUGCCCUCUCCUGCCAGAUCAGUGAGUUCUCAGCAGGGAUCAAAUGGUAGCAAUUGCGGUUGCAACGGCGUUGGCUCUUCAGUCACCAUCCCAAGCAUCACCUCUUCAUAUGUCAACAUCACUUCCUAUGUCCUCUAUGCGUAUAAUAUUUGGGAACAUGCUGAUGCACUGUCCAAGAAUAAUAAGGAGUUUUUUGCUGAACUCAGCACAGCGGUGUGCCCUCUGGCACUGACCAGUAGCAUGACCGAAAUGGUACACUACACUAGACAGGGUUUACAUUGGCUGAGACUGAACUCAAGUACGCCUUAACUGGUGCUCGUGGUGGCUAAGUACCUUGAACUCUUUUGCACUUUGGAAGCUUCAGAAAUACUCUGGCUUGCUGAAUUAUUGGAUACAAAGCACCUGCAAGGGAAAUGAAUAAAGGUGAAGUUAUCUGGUUACACUGGAAAAAAAUGAACUUUAAUUUUAGGGUAGCAUUUUGUUGCCUUGGAAAAGAAGAGACAGAGGAGGGCCUCAGCAUUGAUGGCACCUUCGUUUAAAAUGGUGAAGUGCAAUGAAUCGUCUGAGUGGCUCUAUGUGUUGAUGGUCUAAAAACAUUUCUAUUAUGAAUAACCAGCAGGACAAUAAUCACACCUGAAGAAGUGCCGACAAGAAGGAAAUCUGCCUCCAGAAGUUAUUAUGCAACACACCACAGUCAGUUGUGUGCCUGAAGGAGAUGUGAAAUGAGUGUAUUUGCGAGCAUGGGUGCAGUCCAUCAUGUUGGAUCUUUGUUUUUGGAUGGCAAGUGGCAUCCCCAUCACCGAAACAAUGUGGUACAGACAGCAGAGUGCUCUGCCUCACCGGCCCCAGCCUCGCUCACGUGCAUUGCCUGCCAGCAGCUGCACUGAUGACACCCUGCCACUGGUGCUGCACAUCCACUUCCAAAGUCACGUCACUGUGCCUCCACCUGGCCUGGCACACACCCUAAAUGACGUUGCUCACCAUCUCGCUCUGUUUCACCUGUGGAAGCCAAAUGCAGCUGGGGCUCAGCAUUGGCCCUGUGAUGGAGGGAUGUUGCUCCUGCUGAGGACACCUCGUCCACUCACGCUGCGCCCAUUCGGGGGGAGUGGACAGAUGGAGGGCUGUCGUGGGUCACUGUGCCCACUUGAGUACAGUUUUGGGUGGGAGAGGUGGGACAAGAAGAGGCCACGUGGCCUCAUGGGGCACAAGAUGAGUCCUGUGUUUGGAUGUUAGCCUGCAGCCCUUGCUGGUCCCAAUGAAUAUCCAGGAGCAGGAUGUGGGUACCAAAAUCAAAUGCCCUUUAUGUGGGAGGUAACCGUGUACUCUACCUCAGCUAAACCACAGAGUGGGCCCAGGGACGUGGAACUUGUCUUCAAGGGAACACAAAAGGGAAUAGCAAGGUGUUUGCAAGCCUUUGUCCUAGUCAGGACUUUGUCCUAGUCAGGAGUUGCAUAUUUGGAAUUGUGAUUUGGCAGGUGGCAGUAGCAGUGAAGGCAGCAUCCACGGCACUUGUAUGAAGACAGCCUUCUGUACCCAAAGAUUUCCUGUUGCAUGACAGCAGCAUCCUGCCAUCCUCAUAUCUGAUAGUGUGCCUUAGCCCUCUGGUCACCUCUCACAUCCCUCCCAGCUGCGGGAGUGGUGAAGAGGAGGACGAUAUCCCAAAAUAAAUUGCGCUUACAGGGAAGAACAUAUCUCUGGUGAGUUAGCUCCCUUUCCCUACAUCAUUUCAGGGUGGAGGAGCAGAUCUGCACAAGUGCAGCAAAACACCUGCUGGGAGUUUGGAGACACACAAGAAUCUGCAAAAAAUACUUGGAAGAAGGGGGUCUGCAUUACCACACAUAAGUCCUGCAGGAGCGGCUUCCCCCUGCCAUGGGCUGGCCCAGCAGUGCUGUGCCAGAGACGCACCUUUAAGUUGUCCUAUGUUCACUUUAUUAAAAGCCUUACUGCAUUUUGGGGAUAGGCUGCCCCGGGCCGUGAGAGGGAGUGACUGGGAGCCUGCUUGCUCCUGGCAUGCAGAGCGGAGGGUCGCUGCUGCUUUCUGAUUUCUCCUUGCAGCAAGGCUGUGUCCAGGUGCUCUAGCUGAGGAAGAGGGCAGGGAGUGCUGUUGUUGCUGGAAGGAGCUGGAAGGUGGAACAGGGGCUCUCGUUUCAAAUCCAGAGGGUGGGUGGAAGCAGCGUUUUCUUUCUGUUGGUGGAAGAGACUGCUUAAAUUGGAGCUAAUUUUCAGAAAGCCAUUGUAUUUCCAUCAUGAGCCAGGUGAGAGGCCCGCGAGGGUUAGGGAAAGAUUCCCAUAGUUUUCACCUGAGUCUGAUCAGGCCCUUUAUAAAAUGGGAAGUUAAAAAAAAAAAAAAGGAUUUGCCAUUAGGAAAUAAAACUAUGCAUCUAAGGAAAAUUAGAGGUGAUGGUUGAGUCCCUGAAGGAGAGGAGGCUGUGGUGGCAACGCAGCAUCAUUUCCACGCAAUAUUUAUUUAGAAGAAAUAAUAAUGUGUUUGAAUUGUUAAAUGUUCUAUUUUUAAGAUACCAUUUAUUUAAGAGUUGAAAAGCUCCACUUCCAUGGAGACAGAGAUCUCUUCUGUACCUGAAGGUCAAAGUCUGAUUGCAAUGUCCUUGUGUUUGGUUUUCUCCCUUCCAUCUUGGUUCUCAUUACAAACCUGUACACCUUAAACUUAUUUUGGGGACACGUGUCCCUCUUGUACAUAACCUCUGCCCUGUGUGCGACGGAGUGUCCGACAUGGUCAAUUCGUUCAUGUGGGUAAUAAACAAUACAUGAAGUAGCCCA